Aspergillus japonicus CBS 114.51 is the source of this 735-nucleotide messenger RNA. RefSeq names its product kinase-like protein. Lineage: Eukaryota; Fungi; Ascomycota; Eurotiomycetes; Eurotiales; Aspergillaceae. The annotation marks the transcript as partial. The record is from RefSeq and is a predicted model, not a curated record. The transcript has a single exon.
GACAAGAUCCCCAAAGAAUACCCCAGCGACGACGCCCUCUGCACCGAGGGAGCAGUGAUGAGGGCCCUAGCCCAGGACCCCGAGAUCCCCGCGCCGCGCGUCCUGCACGAGUGGGUCGACAGCAACGGGCGGUACUUCAUCCUCCAAGACGUUUGGCCGCGACUGUCCCAGCCACAGAAGCGAGCGAUCGCCGCCGAGGUGGGCCAGGUCCGCAAGCGUCUGCGACGGCUGACCUCACCUCGCAUCCAGUCGGUCGGCGGGGGCGCGUGCUAUCCGCCGUACGAAUGGGGGUUCCGGACUCGCGCGCAGGGCCCCUUCGGCUCGGACGCGGACCUCCGGGCGGCGAUCCGCUCGUACCUGGCGGGCCUCCUGGACCGGGAGCUACCCGACCAAAUCCUCGAGAACCUGAUGGCGCGCAUGCCCGCGUCCGGGCCCUACGUCCUCACCCACGGGGACCUCCACAUCAGCAAUAUCAUGGUCGAUGAGGACGGGCGGCUGGUCGGGAUCAUCGACUGGGAGUACGCGGCGUAUUAUCCCAUCUGGUUCGACUAUCUCCUGGUCGCCCGCGGCAAUGUCGACCCCGAUGAUGCGGAGUGGAAAGACCUGCUGCUGCUGCAGUUCGAGGCCCAAGGGAAUGGCCAUCCAGACGCGGUGCAGUUCCGCGAUCAUAUCUUCCUCUUGAAGGGAUACCCGUACCUGGAUGAUGGAGAACGCGAGCUGCUGGCGAAGCUCUGU